AUGGCUUCAGCACGAAAUCUUUGUCAACAUUCAGAUAUUGAUGGUAUACAAUGUACAUCAAAUGAUUAUGUUCUUUGUCCUCAUUGUCAAUUACAAGUAUGUCUUAAACAUUUAAAUUUUCAUCAAGAUAUACUUCGGUCAGAUUUAUUUCAUUUAUUUGAUAAUAUAAAUCAUGUUCGUAUAAAUCUUGAUAAUUUAAUAUUUGAUCCAACAAAUUAUCGUGCUGAAUUAUUUGAAAAAUUAGAUAAUUGGUAUAAUGAACGAUCAAAUCUAUUAAAUAAAAUCUAUUCAGAUAAAAAACAACAAUUACAAAUUUUAUGUUUACAAGCACAUAUGGAAUUUGAUACAUAUAAAACAAAAAAAGAUUUACAAUUAAAAGAUAAUUUAUUAAAACAAUUUAAAAAAGUUUCUAAACAAAAACAAAUACAUAUUGAUGAUAUAAAUGAUAUGAAAAAUAAAUUAAAUGAUAUUGAAACAGGUUUAGAUGAACUUAAACAAUUACUUAUUGAUAUUUAUCCUGAUACAACAAAUAUGGAUAUUCAUAUUGUUAAAAGACGUUAUGUCGAAGCAACUAGGCCAUCAUUUAAUAUUGAUGAUGAUGAUAAUCUAUGGGACAUAGAAGAUGAUGAUGAUGACGACGAUGAUGAUGAAAAAAUGCAAUCAUCGGAUGAUAUUCAAAUUAUUGGAGAAUUUUCAAAUACAGAUCAAUAUCCAUCUUCACCUGAUAUUAUUUUAUUACCAUCACCGAAAUCUUCGUCAAUUCCUAUGACUUCAUGUUCAUCGAAAACAACAACCAUUAGUAAAAAAGAACCAUUAAAAUUUAUUAUUAAACGUUUACAACACUCAACUACACCAAAUCAAGUCAAAUAUAAGUUACAGACGGUACCGACAUCAUCAGUACUACUAACGUGA
Messenger RNA from Adineta steineri, 912 nucleotides. The record is from the annotation of a GenBank genome assembly. NCBI's taxonomy places the organism in Eukaryota, Metazoa, Rotifera, Eurotatoria, Adinetida, Adinetidae.